UUUCGAACAUGGCGUCUGAAGUAGAGGCGGGUACCUCUGUAGCAACAGAACAAGAGACAGAAGGAGGGGAAUCUUCCUUUGGGGAGCUGCCUACAAGCAUGGAUACAGAGUCAUCAAAUGGCAAGGAGGGAAUGGAGGCUACUGGUGACGGCUCAGAAGUUGCUGAUGCUCUCACUGGAUCUGGAGAUGAGGAGAGUGGGAGGCAGCUUGGGGAAGUGGAGCUACAGUGUGCUCUGUGCAUGAAGUGGUUCACUGCAGACACGUUUGGCAUUGAUACUGCGACUUGUCUCCCGUUCAUGACCAAUUAUGUGUUUCAUUGUAAUGUCUGCCAUCACAGCGGGAAUACGUACUUCCUCAGAAAGCAAGCAAAUCUGAAGGAAAUGUGCCUCACAGCCUUGGCAAACCUUACAUCACGGUCCAGAACACAGGAUGAACACCCCAAGACCAUGUUCUCCAAAGACAAGGAUAUCAUACCAUUCAUUGACAAGUAUUGGGAGUGCCUGACAACUCGUCAGAGACCGGGGAAGCUCACCUGGCCCAACAACAUAGUGAAAACCAUGAGCAAAGAGCGAGAUGUUUUCCUUAUGAAGGAACACCCUGAUCCUGGCAGUAAAGAUCCUGAGGAAGAGUACCCAAAAUUUGGCCUUUUGGACCAGGAUCUGGGAAACAUAGGGCCUUCAUAUGACACUCAGAAACAAACCACUGGAACUCCCACAACUGCUGGGCUCAAUGGUGGAUCUACUUUCUCAGGUGCUCUGGCCCCUGGCCCAGGGAAAGGACGAGGAGCCAAACGUAAGCAGCAGCAGCAACAGGAAGGUACAGCUGCAGGAGCAACAAAGAGAACCAGGAGUGAUCCUCUCUUCUCGGCGCAGCGGCUCCCCCCCCACGGUUACCCUCUGGAGCAUCCAUUCAAUAAAGAUGGGUAUCGGUACAUCUUGGCAGAACCAGAUCCUCAUGCUCCAGACCCAGAGAAACUGGAGCUAGAUUGUUGGGCAGGCAAACCCAUUCCUGGUGACCUGUACCGGGCCUGCCUGUAUGAGAGGGUGCUUCUAGCCUUACAUGACAGAGCACCUCAGUUGAAGAUCUCAGAUGACCGCCUGACAGUGACGGGAGAGAAAGGGUAUUCCAUGGUCCGAGCCUCUCAUGGUGUGCGGAAAGGCUCCUGGUAUUUUGAGGUUUCAGUGGAUGACAUGCCUCCAGAGACUGCAGCUAGGCUCGGCUGGUCUCAGCCACUUGGUAACCUACAGGCACCUCUGGGCUACGACAAGUUCAGCUACUCAUGGCGCAGCAAAAAGGGCACCCGUUUUCACCAAUCAAUAGGCAAACAUUACUCCUCAGGCUAUGGCCAGGGGGACACGCUGGGUUUCUUCAUAGAGCUCCCUGACGGCACAGAGACAGCCAAGGCUCUACCUGACACAUACAAGGACAAGGUAGAUGCUUUAAGAACCAACUCUGCUAAACUAGCUGCACAAAACUUCAUCACGAACACAACAGACCUCAAAUAA
Messenger RNA from Nematolebias whitei (Rio pearlfish), 1505 nucleotides. It is a transcript of the gene ash2l, whose product is annotated as ash2 like, histone lysine methyltransferase complex subunit. NCBI's taxonomy places the organism in Eukaryota, Metazoa, Chordata, Actinopteri, Cyprinodontiformes, Rivulidae. Gene Ontology annotation, molecular function: protein binding; transcription cis-regulatory region binding. The record is from RefSeq and is a predicted model, not a curated record. The coding region runs from base 9 to 1505 and encodes 498 amino acids. The transcript has 13 exons. Gene Ontology annotation, cellular component: Set1C/COMPASS complex.